Messenger RNA from Toxorhynchites rutilus septentrionalis, 2418 nucleotides. RefSeq lists its product as uncharacterized. The transcript has a single exon. The coding region runs from base 1315 to 2409 and encodes 364 amino acids. NCBI's taxonomy places the organism in Eukaryota, Metazoa, Arthropoda, Insecta, Diptera, Culicidae. The record is from RefSeq and is a predicted model, not a curated record.
AGAAUUUGACAUCCUUAGUGCACUCUUGCCUUUCAAGAAGACUGUUCAAGCUUAGGUCAAUAAUAGACUCGGUACCCUAAAUGAUUUGCCUACGCUCACACUUUAUCGCGCAGAUCAUUAUUAUCUCAAAAAUCUAAUCUGCAUACGCACAAAGCAGAUAAUAGUUUUAUAAUCCCUUUUGUCACAGAACGAAACGAAAGACAGAUAAAACUAGAUACACCGAUAGCUUCAGCCUCUUUCUACGUAGAUAGUUCACAGAGGACGCAUCAAAAAAUAUAUCGUCGGUCAAAUACAAUUUCGAGCAAAGGAAUCGAAUAGUUUUUUCCAUUACUUAUCCGCGCCAACAGUGUCCCGUCCACAAUCCGGUGAACCAGUCGAAUUUAGUUAGUUUCCCUACAUUUUUAUGGUCCUUCGAGAAACCGGAUAUGUGUAAUUAGUGGCCAAAACUGGCAAAAGUGAACUGUUGGAGUGCGAAUAUCAUGGACUUUCACAUCGGACUGUGAACAUCUACAUCACCCUACGCGUGCGGAAGUUUCAUCGGCGUCGAUUGGUCUAUCGGCGAUUACGGGUCCAGCUGAAAAAAGGAUUUCUUCUGCAUAGAUAGGAUUUCGGCAACUUAUAUCGAACGUGGAGCUCUCGGCCGUGGCAAACGGAUUUCAUCCUCCUUCGUAAAAUUAUAGCGUGGCUCGCUAGUAGCGUGAGUAUUCAGAAAAGAAAGGUGCGAAUAGAAAUCAAUCGAUAUAGUGCAUGUGAGUUUCAAUUGCUGGAUUAUUAAAGAGUGAUUUCAUACAAAAAGUUUGAAAUUCGAGAGGGUUAGUGAUCUGAAUAACGAUAGAAACAAAAUGGCGUCGUUACGUGAGCUCACCAAAGUUGAGCGUGGUUUCAUCGAUUCACUGAAGAAUUUACAGAACUUCGUGAAUGAUUUUGAUAAUUCUCGUGAUCAUGUGAAAAUUGAGUCUCGUUUGGAACAUCUUGAGACAUUAUUCAAAAAGUUUCUUGAUAAUCGUGCAAAAAUCGAAGCAAUUCAGGAACAGGACUUAAGCCUGGUUGGUCAAACUAAGGACGAAAGAGAAUCCGAAGUUAUUAGAGACGUGGAAUCGUCCAAUAGAAAGACGCGCAUUGAAUUUGAAAAUACGUAUUUCGAUAUAAAGGAUUUUUUCCUUUCUCUACGAUUAAAACCGACAGCUGUGACUGAUCUUUCCCCUCCGCCUUCCCAUUCAACCGUAUCCCGUGUUCAUCUUCCGGUCUUCAGAAUCCCUUUUUUUUGAUGGUAGUGUGAAAGAUUGGCUUAGUUUCCGGGAUGCCUUCCAGAGUAUGAUCGAUAAAGAUGCAUCGCUUACACCCGUUGACAAAUUUAAUUAUCUGCUCUCUGUACUAACGAAGGAAGCAAAAACAUUAGUUGAGUCGAUCGAAGUAACAGUGUCAAAUUAUGAAGUCGCUUGGAAAAUGCUACAAGAACGAUUUGAGAACAAGAAAAUUAUCGCUAGAACGCUGAUGGACGGUUUUUUGGAUGCCGAACCCAUCAGACGGGAAUCUUACGAUUCGUUAGUUACGUUGAUAGAUUCGUACGAACGCAACCUCCUCCAACUUAAGAAACUAGAUCUUGAUACUGAUGGUUGGUCUCAUAUUUUGGCACACUUGUUGUAUAAACGUUUGGAUACAGAAACCCAAAGAUACUGGGAGCGUCAUCAUAAAUCUCGUGAGGUACCGCAAUAUCAAAAUUUGUUGAAAUUCCUUCGUGAUCACCUGGCUACCCUACAACCUAUAGCAGCGGCAAAGACUCGUGAACAAACUAUCCGAAAUGAUACUCGCAGACUCUCAACGAAACAAAAAUAUGGAUCGACACUCACAACUACAGCCACACAAAAUAAAUCUUGUCCACUAUGUCAAAAACCAUAUCAUUCUCCUUUCAAAUGCGAAUCCUUUGCUAAACUAAAUCCCGUCCAAAGGCACGAAAUGGUGAAAAAGACUGGUCUUUGCCUAAAUUGCCUCUCCUUCUCCCAUAUGGUGAAGGCUUGUCCCAGUUCAGCCUGUCGCGUUUGUGGACAAAAGCACCACACAAUGCUGCACAGGCGCUCCACUGAUAGUAAUUCCAACCGAGGACAAGAGAUAGCUUCGUCACAAUACGUUCCAAUUACCACAACCCCUCGACCUCUACACUCAUCGAACGCUCCAAUCAUAUCGAACACACCUCACUCACAAUCGCAAACCUUCGCUACUAGCCCAGUACCCCCAAUCGUGUCACAAUCACUUCCAGUGGGAGCCCACGCGCCGAAUGCAGUUCGUGAAAAUACAUCCUCUUGUGGAAACGUUGUAUUCCUGUCUACCGCAAUAAUCAAGAUAGCAGAUUCUCACGGCAACAUUCAUUUGGCCCGUGCUCUAUUAGAUAGCUGUUCCGAAAGAAAUUGAAUUAGCACA